Messenger RNA from Dictyostelium purpureum, 558 nucleotides. RefSeq lists its product as uncharacterized. Gene Ontology annotation, cellular component: signal recognition particle, endoplasmic reticulum targeting. NCBI's taxonomy places the organism in Eukaryota, Evosea, Eumycetozoa, Dictyosteliales, Dictyosteliaceae. The record is from RefSeq and is a predicted model, not a curated record. Gene Ontology annotation, molecular function: 7S RNA binding. Bases 1 to 558 code for a protein of 185 amino acids. The transcript is spliced from 2 exons. Gene Ontology annotation, biological process: SRP-dependent cotranslational protein targeting to membrane, signal sequence recognition; SRP-dependent cotranslational protein targeting to membrane.
AUGUCAACACCAACACCAACACCAACACCAGCACCAACACCAGCAUCGCUAACACAACCAAAACAGGUCGAUAUUACAAGAAUUCCAGGUUUUAAACAAUGGGUUAUUAUUUAUCCACCUUAUAUAAAUAGUGAAUGUACAAAAGACAGAGGUAGAAAGAUUUCAAAAGAGAACGCUGUCAAAAAUCCAAAUUUAAUAGAAAUAGCUGAAGCCACAUCUGCUAUAGGUUUUAGUUCAGUUAUUGAACCAAACAAAGGUUAUCCAAAAGAAUUUUUCCAAAGAGGAAGAGUUAGAAUUAAUUUUGAAGAACUUAAACAUAGAUACCCAGCCAUUAAAAAUAAAACUAUUUUAAUGUGUAAAAUUGCAGAAAUUAUUAAAAAAAAUCAACCAAACAGACCAGAAAGCUUUAAUCCAUUAUCACUUUUACCACCAGUUCAAGCUGUUUCAAAUAAAGAAAAGAAACAUCCAACCCCAAAUACUACUACCACAACAACUACUACAUCCUCUUCAUCAUCAAAAACUGGCGGAAAGAAAAAGAAAAAUGUUAAUGUAAUUUAA